AUGCAUCUGCAGCACCCAUCCCCACUCGUGAAGCUCCGGCGCUUAUUCACAGUGCUCGCCCUGAUCACGACCAGCUCCCUGAUACUGAGACCACCUCAGCGCGCGGGCGCAUGCGUGCCACGCGAGCGGGACGCCCUGCUGGACUUCAAACGCGGCGUCUCCAGCGACACCGCGAACGUCCUGGCGUCAUGGCAGGAUGAUGGCCAGGAGCAGAGCGAUUGCUGCCGCUGGAGCGGCGUCCGGUGCAGCAACCGGACCGGCCACGUCGUGGAGCUCAACCUGCGCAACCAUGCUGGCAGCCUGUACCCGCUGCAAGAAGGGCUGGUCGGCCAUAUAAGCUCCUCGCUGCUCUGUCUUCCACAUCUGCGGCGCCUUGAUCUAAGCUGGAACGCCCUGGAGGGGCCAACCGGCAGUAUUCCGGAGUUCCUGGGCUCCCUCAAGAACCUGAGGUACCUUGACCUCUCAUACAUGUCAUUUUCAGGCGCCGUGCCGUCUCAGCUCGGCAACCUUUCAAAGUUGGAGCAUCUGGACCUGUCCUACUACGGCAUAUUUGGGAAUGGAAGCACAGAGUCGUCGGAUGUUUCGUGGGCGAUACAUCUACCGAAGCUACAGUAUAUCGACCUUGGAUCCGUAAACCUAAGUGCAACGGCGAAUUGGCAUCGUGUGAUGAACAUGCUGCCUUCUUUGAGGUACCUCGGUCUGUCCCAAUGCUCGCUUUCGAGCACGAACCCCCUGUCGCUAUCGCAACUUAACCUCACAAGGCUUGAGACACUCGAUCUUUCUCAUAAUUCCUUUGACCACUCAGAAAUUGCAUCUUGCUGGUUUUGGAAUGUAACGGGCCUUCGAUACCUCAACCUUGGAGGAACCCAUCUGCAUGGCCAAAUUCCUGAGAAACUAGGACGUAUGACGUCCCUCCAAGCCCUUGACUUAUCCAACAACAAUAACCUCGAUGUAAUGGCAUCAAACUUGACAUAUUUAUGCAAUCUAGAGAUCCUAAACCUUGAACAGAGUCUCUCAUCAUACGUAAACAUUGUAGAGUUAUUCGAGUGGCUGCCACACUGUUCAUCCAGCAAAUUGAAAGAACUUCAUCUGCACAGCAACAACAUAACCGGUUGUUUACCACCAUCAAUAGAGAAAUUUACGAGUUUGAAUACCCUUUCCCUCUUCGACAACAAACUCACCGGACCUGUGCCGUCUGAGGUUGGUGUGCUCAGUAAUUUGACUACACUCGACCUAUCAAACAAUAGGCUUGAAGGUGUGAUCACAGAAGAACACUUUGUUAACCUAAACAGCUUACUGUGGAUAGACCUAUCUGAUAAUUCCUUGAAGAUCGAUGUGAACCAUAAAUGGAUACCUCCAUUCAGAUUAGAAAGAGCAUACUUCAGAUCAUGCCAUAUGGGUCCUCUCUUUCCAAUGUGGAUGGAAUGGCAAGGCAAUAUCCAUAAUGUUGAUAUAUCAAGUGCGGGUAUAGAUGAUAAGCUUCCAAACUGGUUUUGUACUACAUUUGCAAAGACUAUUGCUCUGGACAUAUCCAACAAUAAAAUUAGCGGUACAUUGCCGAAAUGCAUGGAAAUAAUGUCAGUGGAACAGCUCUAUCUCGGUUCAAAUAAACUCACAGGUGGUCAGCUACCUGGAUCAGUUUGUGAUUUGCAAAGCUUGAUUAUCUUAGAUCUAGACAAUAACCUUCUCGGUGGAGAAUUGCCAAAUUGUAAUGGGAUGAGAAGCUUGAAGUGCCUACAGUUGCGUAACAAUAGCUUCUCUGGGCAGUUUCCUUCCUUCCUACAAAGCAGCACCGGUUUGAUCCUUCUUGAUCUGUCGCAGAACAAGUUCUCAGGAAGAUUGCCAAUGUGGCUAUGCGACCUAAUGGACUUACAGUUUCUUCGACUUAGCCACAACACGUUCUCUGGGAAUAUUCCAACCAAUAUUUCAUGUCUUAAAUACCUUCAGUAUUUGAACCUGGCAAACAAUAGUAUGUCAGGUUUUAUACCUUAUCAUCUAUCAAAUUUAACAGCUAUGACGCGAAAGAACCCAUUCAGGCACACAAUGUACCCAUUGGUUGAUGCUGCGGCCAUAAUUGGUGACUUUUUGGUGAACACAAAGGGGCAAGCACUGAUUUAUCAUUCUGUAACAAUUCUGGAUGUUGUGACCCUUGAUUUGUCAUUUAAUGGAUUAACUGGUGAAAUCCCACAAGAGAUAGCUUCUCUUGAUGCUGUAUUAAAUUUGAAUCUAUCAUGGAACCACUUGGAUGGAGUAGUUCCAAAAAUGAUCGGGGCAAUGCAGUCGUUGGAGUCGCUUGACCUCUCAAAGAACAUGCUUUCCGGUGAAAUCCCUUCGAGCUUAUCAAAGCUGACAAGUUUAAGCUAUUUGGAUUUGUCUUAUAACAAUCUUACUGGAAGAAUACCACAAGGAAGUCAACUUGACACCCUGUACUCCGAGAACCCGUCUAUGUAUGACGGCAACAAUGGUCUCUGUGGUCCUCCUCUUCAUAGGAAUUGUUCAAGAAAUGAUACAUCAAGGUCGCAUGACCAGAAAAGUUACGAAGCUGGUUUUUAUCCGGUAUCCUUUCGUUUUGGACUAGCCUCGGGUUUCCUGCUGGGGCUUUGGGUUGUAUUAUGUGUUCUGUUGUUCAAGAGAUCAUGGAGGUUUGCCUACUUUCGCCUCUUCGACAAGUUAUAUGAUCAAAUAUACGUGUUUUUGGUUGUUUCUUGGAGAAGCAUGGAAAUGAGAUAUUGCAAAGGAACAAAAGUUAACACUUGA
Molecule: messenger RNA, 2757 nt
Organism: Setaria italica (foxtail millet)
Lineage: Eukaryota; Viridiplantae; Streptophyta; Magnoliopsida; Poales; Poaceae
Product: probable LRR receptor-like serine/threonine-protein kinase At4g36180
Exons: 2
Coding region: 1-2757 (918 amino acids)
Molecular function (GO): protein binding
Source: RefSeq, a predicted model, not a curated record